Stegastes partitus (bicolor damselfish) is the source of this 1819-nucleotide messenger RNA. RefSeq names its product LHFPL tetraspan subfamily member 6 (gene lhfpl6). Gene Ontology annotation, cellular component: membrane. NCBI's taxonomy places the organism in Eukaryota, Metazoa, Chordata, Actinopteri, Pomacentridae. The record is from RefSeq and is a predicted model, not a curated record. The transcript is spliced from 4 exons. The coding region runs from base 455 to 1057 and encodes 200 amino acids.
GAAACAGGAGUCCAGUCAGUCAGAGCUGCACGUUUCUGCGCCGCACCGGAGUGAAUAAUUGAUCAUCGCCUCGCUUAAAUGCAUUGAUGAAGAGGAAGUGAUUUGCGAGCGGAUCCUGCAGUCACUUUUUGGGGGAUUUUUUUCUUUCUUUUUUUUUUUUUAUUAUUACAUUCUCAGGUCGAAGGUAUUGCUUUUUUUUUUUUUUUGACUCUCUCUUUUCCUCGACUGAAGGAAAAAGUUUGCAUUGAGAGCCAACGCAGCUGGAGUCCGCAGAUGGAAAAAGCCUCUGAGUGCACACCGAGCGCACCUCUCCCAACAUGGACCCGGAGUCACUGAGAAGGUGAAGACUGUUCGCGUUAAAUGCUCACCGCGAGGCUUCCUGCAACACAGCAACUGCUCGUAUAACUGCUGUUAGUUCGGUGACUGUGUGAACCGUUUUCCCAGACUGUUAACUAUGGCGUCCAGUCUGACAUGUACGGGUGUCAUCUGGGCCCUGCUGUCCCUGCUGUGCGCCGCUGCUUCCUGCGUUGGCUUCUUCAUGCCCUAUUGGCUGCUGGGAACGCAGAUGGACAAGCCAGUGUCCUUUGGCACGUUUCGCCGCUGCUCCUACCCGGUGAGGGACGAGGAGAGGCAGGCCACGGUGAUGCUGGAGCAGUGUGGGCGGUACGCCUCCUUCCACGGCAUCCCGAGUCUGGAGUGGAGGAUCUGCACCGUGGUGACGGGCGUGGGAUGCGGCCUCCUCCUGCUGGUGGCGCUCACGGCUCUCAUGGGCUGCUGCAUCUCUGACCUCAUCUCGCGCACUAUUGGUCGCGUGGCCGGCGGCAUCCAGUUCGUCGGAGGUCUGCUCAUAGGAUCCGGCUGCGCUCUCUAUCCGCUGGGGUGGGACAGCGAGGAAGUGCAACAGACCUGCAACAACAGCUCGGACCAGUUUAAACUAGGUUCCUGCCAGAUCGGCUGGGCGUAUUACUGCACGGGGGCGGGGGCGGCGGCCGCCAUGCUGCUGUGCACCUGGUUGUCCUGCUUCGCGGGGAAGAAGCAGAAGCAGUACCCGUACUGAAGGCGGCUUCAGAGAGACGGGGUUGCGGACGGACGGACGGACAGAGACCUCGGGCGGCGUACGACAAAAGGGAGAGGACUCUGACUCUGUGGACUCACACCAGUACAGCACAUCAGGCACCAAAGACACCAAGUCAUUAUGGUGCUCUGCACAUCAUGGGACACUACUCAUCUGACAACUGCAGGGACUGUUUCAUAAUGCAGCACACACACUCGCACACACACUCACACACACACACACGGCUUUGAAAACUGGUACUUCUCUCAAAACCUGUUCUUAAAUGAAAAAUGUAUGGACCAAUCCUAUUUGUAGACUUGUUACAUGACUAUUUCUUUAACGAGUAUUCUCUGCUUUUUGUCUUCCUUUUUUUUUUUUUUUUUUUUUCCUCCUCCCUCCGGUCAUUGAUGUUUAUGUGAUAGUGUUCCCCUGUGACGAACAGCAAAGUAAUAUUGCCUCAUUGUUACGUGAAGUGUUUUGCUUCCCCCUCUUCAUGUUUCAUUCUUGCCUUAAACACAAAACUAAAAUGCAAUAAUCCCUAUAACGUACAGCAAUCCAACACUGGCUGCCUGCUUCCUCGACUCAGCCUUUUCAGAUUCCAAAAAAAAAAACAAAUCUAAGCAUAGUUUAUUUAACACAUUCAUAAGAUAUACAUUGUGUAUGGUAAUGUAUUUUAUCAUAUUAUCACAUGUUUUGUAUUCACUCUUGAAUUAUUAUUUUGUCAUUAUUUUGGUUUUGUAAAUAAAUGUUUAUUGAAAUACUGGA